AUGUAUUACAUUGUAUUUCUAAUUUUCCUACUGAAAAUUACGUCUAUUUCUUACUCUUGGAGAUUGCAAGCAAGAUACCAGCUUUCGCCUCUUAGGUCAAGAUUCUCGGCAAAAAUUACACCCUCAGCAACAAGUGCAGAUCAUACACAUUCACCUGAACCAGAAGAAUUAUUGGAUCUAAACGAAAAGAACGUAGAAAAUGUGCUAGACAUAAUUCGCCCACAACUUGCAUUAGACGGAGGAGGUGUAAAGCUCGAAAGAAUCGUGGAUAACCACGUUUAUGUAAAAUUUACAGGUGCAUGUGUCGGAUGUCCAUAUCGCUCCGUAACUGUAAAGGGAGGUAUAGAGAGUACAUUGGUUCGAUUUUUGAAGUCUCCAAACGAUAAUCCGAUUAAAGUUGAACUUGUCCAAGAUGAUGACUGA
Messenger RNA from Theileria equi strain WA, 423 nucleotides. RefSeq lists its product as hypothetical. Gene Ontology annotation, cellular component: mitochondrion. Lineage: Eukaryota; Apicomplexa; Aconoidasida; Piroplasmida; Theileriidae. The record is from RefSeq and is a predicted model, not a curated record. The coding region runs from base 1 to 423 and encodes 140 amino acids. Gene Ontology annotation, molecular function: iron-sulfur cluster binding; iron ion binding. The transcript is spliced from 2 exons. Gene Ontology annotation, biological process: iron-sulfur cluster assembly.